AUGCAGGGCGUCGAGGUCGCGCCGAGGCGGCCGGCGAGGCCGCCGGAGCCGGAGCCGGGCCCCGCGGAGCAGGGCGGGCCCAUCCUGUUCCCGAAGUACAUGCUGCUGCACAAUUGCCACCUGAAGACCCGGGACGUCCUGAGCUUCCACGCGAAGCAGGACGCGGCGAGGGCGGCCGGGGCGCAGGGCACGGCGGGCCUCGGGUGGCCAGCGGCGGGCGCGGCGCAGCCGCGGCCGAUGUCCUUCCGCGAGGCCUCCUGGGGCGCGCCGCGCCUCCGGCAGGAGGGCGGGGCGGCGGGCGGCUUUGCCGCCGGCAGCACGCUGCCGGCGGGGAGGUGCCAGAGCACGUCGAACCCCUUCGGCUGA
Prorocentrum cordatum is the source of this 366-nucleotide messenger RNA. Lineage: Eukaryota; Dinophyceae; Prorocentrales; Prorocentraceae. The record is from the annotation of a GenBank genome assembly.